AUGACCCUGUACUUCUUGCUGCUGAAGGACCGCAAGACCCGCUAUGUGUGGGUGAGGCCGGUCGCCAAGAAGUCGGAUGCGCCGCAGGAGUUCGUGCAGUGGCUGGCGGUAGCUGAGCGACAGACGAAGAAGUCGGUGCUGAUGCUGCACUCAGACCGGGGAGGGGAGUUCCUCGGGAAGCAGUUCACCGACUUCGUGAAUGGCAAGGGGAUCGUCCACGACCUGACCUGCCCGUACAUCCCGCAGCACAACGGCAUGGCGGAGCGGGAAAUGAGGACGGUGGUAGAGUCGGCCGUCUGGGUCCGCAACUGCCUUGAGAGGUCAACGCUGCCGCCGGGGACGACGCCGUACCAGCUGCUAACAGAGAAGAAGCCCGACUUGACGCUGGCACGUGUGUGGGGCUGCAUGGCGCAGUUCCUCGUCCCCGAGCAGCAGCGCGGUGGGAAGCUGAAGCCGAAGGCCAAGUGGGGUCUUCACCUCGGCGUGUCGCAAGAGAGCAAGGGCUGGGAGCUUCUCGACAUCGCCGACAACCGGGUGGUCACCACGUCGGACGUGGUGUUUUACGAAACGAUGUCGCCGGAGGUGUGGAAGUCGGAGCACGAGCCAACAUCGGGACGGACGCCGACCAACCCGCCGACGGACACCUCGAUGACGACACUGCCUUUGCUCGCUGAGGUCGGUGAGCUUGUCGAUGAGGACGCCGAGGACGUCCGCCCUCCUUCCCCUCCUCCUGCACCUCCUACACCACUUCUUAUCGCCGACCUGGAGGAGCAGGCCAAAGAGGUGCAGCCGACUUUGGUGAAGCCGGCGAAGGAGGCAUCAGCGGGGAAGCCGCUGACAGGGGAGAAGCCAGCAGCAAAGCCGACCAAGGAGCAGUCGGCGACCGGGCAGUCGGCAGGGACAUUGAACACAGGGGAGAAGUCGGCAAAGUUGCCGACCGUGGUGCAUCAGGACGCUGAGGGCAGCGAUGACGGGGAUGACCAAGGGGAGUAG
Closterium sp. NIES-65 is the source of this 993-nucleotide messenger RNA. NCBI's taxonomy places the organism in Eukaryota, Viridiplantae, Streptophyta, Zygnematophyceae, Desmidiales, Closteriaceae. The record is from the annotation of a GenBank genome assembly.